Ananas comosus (pineapple) is the source of this 2101-nucleotide messenger RNA. Its product is annotated as glycoprotein 3-alpha-L-fucosyltransferase A-like. Gene Ontology annotation, cellular component: membrane. Gene Ontology annotation, molecular function: fucosyltransferase activity. The transcript is spliced from 7 exons. The coding region runs from base 356 to 1825 and encodes 489 amino acids. The record is from RefSeq and is a predicted model, not a curated record. NCBI's taxonomy places the organism in Eukaryota, Viridiplantae, Streptophyta, Magnoliopsida, Poales, Bromeliaceae.
AAAAGAAAAAGAAAAAGAAAAAGAGAAGUCCAACUUCGCAGAGAUUCCCCAACCGAAUUUUAUAUGUGGACACAAAAAAACAAAUGGGUACUCCACAAUACAUUGUUACAAUCAUUAUUCAUUCAUGGAAGUUAAAGAUUGGUACAAUACGGGGUACAGUUCGGGGUACACAUAAUAGCUUCGCUCCUGCAACCGCGGCGUCCGCAUACAUAGCUCGAUCUUGAAAUCUAUGCGCCGCCUCCGCGCGCGAGUCGUCGUCAAUCGCGGGUGACGAGUCUCAUCCGACGACGACGACUACUAACCCAUUGCCCUACUCCGCCAUUAGUGGGGAAGGGGAGCUCGAGCGAUUCGAUCCAUGGGGGCCUCCACUUCGCAGGGGCAAAGGAGGAGGCGGUGCUCGGGCCUCCUAACCCUAGUCGUCGCCCUCGUCGUCGUCGCCGAGAUCUCCUUCCUGGGGCGCCUCGACAUGGCCAAGAACGCCGCCGCGGUCCACAGCUGGACCACCUCCCUCUACUUCCCCUCCUCCUCCUCCGACGGCGGCGGCGCCGACGAGUCCUCCGCCGCCUCCGGCGACGAGGAGAUCUGGCGAUGCGAGGAGCGGUUGGAGAGGGAGGACGCGGUUCCGUACGCUAGGGAUUUCGACAAGGACCCCGUCCUCGUCUCCGGAAUGGGAAAGGAUUUUACAACAUGUUCUGUGGGCUGUGAGUUUGGAUUUGCAGGAGACAAGAUUCCUGAUGCAACUUUCGGGCAACCUCAAGGUCCGACAGUAGCUAGUAUCCUUCGAUCGAUGGAAUCAUCACACUAUUAUGCAGAUAACAAUGUUGCCGCGGCCCGAAGGAGAGGGUUCCAAGUCGUUAUGACAACCAGCCUUUCCUCAGAUGUACCGGUUGGUUAUUUCUCGUGGGCUGAGUAUGAUAUUAUGGCACCUAUGCAGCCAAAAACUGAAGCAGCUCUUGCAGCUGCUUUCAUUUCCAAUUGUGGGGCCCGCAACUUCCGCUUGCAAGCCCUCGAGAUGCUUGAACAGAUGGGUAUUAAAAUAGACUCAUAUGGUGCUUGUCAUCGAAAUCGUGAUGGAAGAGUUGACAAAGUGGAAGCUUUGAAGAAGUACAAAUUCAGCUUGGCAUUUGAAAAUUCUAAUGAGGAGGAUUAUGUCACAGAGAAGUUCUUUCAGUCCCUUGUAGCAGGGUCUGUCCCAGUAGUCGUUGGUGCUCCAAAUAUACAAGAUUUUGCUCCUGCUCCUGGUUCCAUAUUGCAUAUUAAAGAACUUAGUGAUGUUUCUUCAAUUGCUCAAACCAUGAAACAUCUUGCUGCAGAUCCUGAUGCCUACAACCGUACUAUGAGGUGGAAGUUCGAAGGCCCAUCGGAUUCAUUUAAGGCCCUUGUCGACAUGGCAGCGGUGCAUUCAUCAUGUCGGCUCUGCAUACAUCUUGCGACGAAAAUCCGAGAAAAAGAAGAGAAGACUGCUAAAUUUCAGAAUCGCCCCUGUAGCUGUUCGAGCAACAAAGGGACUGUAUACCACCUGUUUGUUAGAGAACGAGGUCGUUUUGAGAUGGAGAGCAUAUUUCUCAGAUCGGACAAAUUAACUGUAGAAGCAUUAGAGUUUGCAGUGCUUGAAAAGUUUAGAUCCCUGAAUUAUGUGCCUAUAUGGAAGAAUGAAAGACCAGCAAGUAUAAGAGGAGGCGAUGAGUUGAAGAUAUAUAGAAUUUACCCGGUCGGCUUGACCCAAAGACAAGCAUUGUACAGCUUCAAGUUUAAGGAUGAUGCGGAUCUCAAGAGAUAUAUUAAGAACAACCCUUGCACAAAGCUUGAAGUGAUUUUUGUAUAGCCAGGGACCUGCGACUGCUUCUGAUACAUCUACAGUAAGUUUUCCACGCUUGGAAAACUCCUGAUUUUAGCAUAAUUGUCACUUUUUUAUAUUAAUCUUAUUUUUUUGUUAGAUUAAUAUGAUAAAUAGGUGAUUUGAGGACAGUAUAAACUUGUCUCGCUUCUUUGUUGUAAAGCAAUGGCUUUUUUCUUAUUCUAAAGUUAGACAAGCUUCAGAUGUUGUAUUAAUAUCUUAACACCAUAUCAUUAUAAAGUGAGGAAAUUGCUUUGAGUAUAA